Molecule: messenger RNA, 6134 nt
Organism: Nerophis lumbriciformis (worm pipefish)
Lineage: Eukaryota; Metazoa; Chordata; Actinopteri; Syngnathiformes; Syngnathidae
Gene: cdc42bpb
Product: CDC42 binding protein kinase beta (DMPK-like)
Biological process (GO): actomyosin structure organization; peptidyl-threonine phosphorylation
Cellular component (GO): cytoskeleton; cytoplasm
Molecular function (GO): ATP binding; protein serine/threonine kinase activity
Source: RefSeq, a predicted model, not a curated record
UCAGCCAUAUUCCCGUUGAUCAACCACACCGGUGGCCCGCCUGGAAAGCACCGAAAAAAACGGAUCUAAACCGACCAGCACGCUCUCCUGCGGUGUCCUAGGGCGCUGUCGACCUAAGUGACUCGGUCCCGUUGGAGCCGGGCGGGGUCCCGAGCUUUUAGGCCGCUGGCCAACAUGCAGCAGCGGCGGCUAACGUGAGGCGACAUCGCGGCAAGGAAAAGUCCAGAUUUGUGGUGGGAUUAAAGCACACUCCGGCGCGGGCCCGUCGGUUGAACAGGUCGACACACGACGGACUGACGGUACCGUUGGUGAGCCACGAAGACGCCGCAGUGUCGGGAAUGUUUUCGCGAAGCUAGGGAGAAGGCGGCUAGCGGAGCUUAGCAGCGAACGGAGCCUAAAAAGGAGGCUAAAAGGCGUGAGAAUGUCCGCCCAAGUCCGCCUGAAGCGGCUCGAGGAGAUGCUGCUGGAGCGGAAGAUGUCGGAAUGUUUGAGCGUGGAGACCCUGCUGGACCUUCUCAUCUGCGUGCACAGCGAGUGCUCCAACUGUUCCCUCAGGAGGGAGAAGCACGUCACCGACUUCCUGGAGUGGGUCGCACCCUUCACAUCCGCCGUCAAAGACAUGCGACUGCACAGAGACGAUUUUGAGAUGUUGAAGGUGAUUGGACGAGGAGCUUUCGGCGAGGUUGCCGUGGUGAAGAUGAAGCACACAGAAAGAGUUUAUGCCAUGAAGAUUCUCAACAAGUGGGAGAUGUUAAAGCGAGCAGAGACGGCGUGUUUUCGUGAGGAACGUGACGUGUUGGUGAAAGGAGACAGCCAAUGGAUCACUACGCUGCACUUUGCUUUCCAGGAUGACAACUACCUUUACCUUGUCAUGGAUUACUACGUGGGAGGAGAUUUGUUGACGCUGCUCAGUAAGUUUGAGGAUCGCCUGCCAGAGGACAUGGCCAAGUUCUAUGUGGCUGAGAUGGUGCUCGCUAUCUACUCCAUCCACCAGCAGCACUACAUCCACAGAGACAUUAAACCGGACAACGUCUUGCUGGAUGUCAAUGGUCACAUACGGCUCGCAGACUUUGGAUCUUGCCUGCGUAUGAUGGAAGAUGGCACAGUGCAGUCUUCGGUGGCAGUGGGUACUCCAGACUACAUUUCUCCAGAGAUACUGCAGGCCAUGGAGGAUGGGAUGGGCCGCUACGGUCCAGAGUGCGACUGGUGGUCCCUGGGAGUGUGCGUGUACGAGAUGCUUUAUGGAGACACGCCCUUCUACGCUGAGUCUCUGGUGGAAACCUAUGGCAAGAUCAUGAACCAUGAGGAGCGUUUUCAGUUUCCUGCCAACGUGAGCGACGUGUCCGACUCUGCCAAGGAUCUGGUCCAAAGGCUCUUGUGCCCAAGGGAGCAUCGGCUUGGUUUAAACGGAAUUGCCGACUUCAAGAACCACCCCUUCUUCUCCGGCAUCGACUGGGACAAUAUCCGCUCUGCCGAAGCGCCGUACAUUCCAGACGUGUCGUCUCCCACAGACACGUCCAACUUUGAUGUGGAUGAUGACGUCCUGAAGAACCCGGACAUCCGUCCGCCAGUAUCUCACACGGGCUUCACUGGGCAACACCUUCCGUUUGUCGGCUUCACCUACACCACUGAAAGCUGCUUCUCUGACCGUGGCUCCCUCCCCCGAGCAGAACUUUACAGGGAGGAGGGAGGCGGAGGGCAGGAGGUGGAGGCCUUUGAGAAGAGGAUACGCAGUCUGGAGCAGGAGAAGCAGGAACUGAACCGCAAACUGCAAGAGUCCACUCGGGCCCUGCAGGCUCCGCAUUGUGGAGGAACACUGAGUCCAGACAAAGAGAUCAAGAAGCUGAACGAGGAAAUUGAGCGUCUGAAGAAGAAGCUGGCAGACUCUGAUAGGCUGGAGCACCAGCUGGAGGAGGCGGUCACCCUGAGACAAGACUAUGAGAGCUCCGCCUCCAAAGUGAAGAUUCUGGAAAAACAGGUGAAGACCCUGAGACAAGAAAAGGAGGACGUCAACAAGCAGUUGGUGGAGUCUCUUGAGCGUCUGAAGAGCCAGUCCAAAGAACUUAAGGAGGCCCAUUCUCAGAGGAGGUUGGCACUGCAAGAGUUCUCUGAGCUGUCGGAAAGGAUGGCCGAGCUGCGCUCCUCCAAGCAGCGUCUGUCACGUCAGCUUCGAGACAAGGAGGAGGAGAUGGACGUCAUCCUCCAGAAGAUGGAAGUCAUGAGACAGGACAUCCGCAAGACUGAGAAGAAUCGCAAGGAGUUGGAGGCUCAGCUGAACGACGUAAAGGCAGAAGCUUCCAAGGAAAAGAAGCUGAAGGAGCACAGCCAAGUUUACGCCAAACAGCUGGAGACGGAGCUAGAGACUUUGAAGGCAUCCUGGUCUCAGUCUCAACAGGGACGAGGAGCAGCAGCAUGGGGGGUGGAGUCUCAGCAAGAGUUGUCUCGGUUGAAGGCGGAGCUUGACAAAAAGGUUCUGUUCUACGAAGAUGAGUUGCUCAGGAGAGACUCCGCACAUUCUUCUGAAAUAAAGAACCUGAGUAAAGACCUCCAUGACUCGGAAUGUUUGCAGCUUGCCAGCAAUAAAGAGCUGCUGCAGCUCAGGGACAAGUUGGACAAAGACAAGAGGGACAGACAAGCAGAGAUGGACGAAGCAAUUGCUGUCCUGAAAGAGAAACAUGAGCGAGAGAGAAACCUCCAGAUUGAAGAAAAUCGCAAACUGAUGACUGAAACGGACAAGUUGUGUUCCUUUGUGGACAAGCUAACUGCUCAGAAUCGUCAGUUGGAGGAUGAACUUCAAGAUCUGUCCUCCAAAAAGGAAAGCGUCGCUCACUGGGAGGCUCAGAUUGCUGAGAUCAUUCAGUGGGUGAGUGACGAGAAGGAUGCUCGUGGUUACCUUCAAGCUCUGGCCACCAAGAUGACUGAAGAGUUGGAGACACUACGCAGCUCCAACCUGGGAAGCAGACCUUUGGACCCCCUGUGGAAAGUGCGUCGCAGUCAGAAGUUGGACAUGUCUGCUCGUCUGGAGCUGCAGUCUGCUCUGGAUGCUGAGAUCCGAGCCAAACAACUGGUCCAGGAAGAAAUGCGCAAGGUCAAAGCUGCCAACAUGGCACUGGAAAGUAAGCUGAAAGAGUCGGAUGAGAGGAGCAGAGAGAUGGUGCAGCAGAUGGAGAGUCUGAAACAGGAAGUGGACGACACACGAUCACGCUCAGACAAAGCACUGAACCUGCCAGACUUCCAAGACGCCAUCUUUGAAUACUUCAACACAUCUCCGUUGGCGCCUGACCUUACCUUCAAAACAUCUGAUAUAGACUCAACCCCCCUGAGAAGUGAAACCAUGCCCUCCUCACCCUCCACCUCUGAGAACGAAGAUUUGAAGGCGUUUUCAGUCCCAACCAGCCCCUCCCUUACUGACCAAAGUUCUUCAGUGGCCCUGCUAAAGCCCAAAGCUCACCAGCUCAGCAUUAAGACCUUCUCCAGUCCAACACAGUGCACCCACUGCACCUCCCUGAUGGUGGGGCUGAUGCGACAAGGUUAUGCCUGUGAAGUCUGCUCCUUCGUCUGUCACGUGACCUGUAAAGACCACGCUCCCCUGGUCUGCCCUAUCCCAGCUGAGCAUGCUAAGAGACCGCAAGGUGUCGACGUCCUAAGGGGCAUCGGGACCGCUUACAAGGGCUACGUCAGGAUUCCAAAGCCCAGCGGCGUGAAGAAAGGUUGGCAGCGAGCUUUUGCCGUCGUCUCCGACUGCAAACUUUUUCUUUACGAUGUUCCUGAGGGGAAGUCCACUCAGCCAGGAAUGGUGGCCAGUCUGGUGCUGGAUCUCAGAGAUGAAGAGUUCUCUGUCAGUUCUGUCCUGGCGUCCGAUGUGAUCCACGCCACCAGGAAGGACAUCCCUUGCAUCUUCAGGGUGACGUCUCAGCUGAGCUCGCUGCUGUGUUCUGUGUCUCUGCUGGUUCUGGCUGAGAGUGAGGUGGAGAAGAGGAAGUGGGUUCGGAUCCUUGAGGGUCUCCAGAGCAUCCUGAGCAAGAACUCGUUGAACCAGCAGGUCCACGUCCUGCACGAAGCCUACGACGCUUCGUUGCCAAUCAUCAAGAGCACGCUCUCUGCCACCGUGCUUGACCGUGAGCGAGUCGUCCUAGGAACCGAGGACGGACUGUUUGUGGUGGAGGUGACCAGAGACGUGAUCGUGCGAGCGACGGACAGUAAGAAGGUUUGCCAAAUCGAUCUGAUCCCUAAGGAGAAGAUCUUUGCUGUGCUGUGUGGGCGAAACCGCCACGUACAUCUUCAUCCUUGGGGGAUUCUGGAGGGUAGCGAGUCCACUUUUGACAUCAAACUGACAGAAACCAAAGGAUGUCAGGCUCUCACGACUGGUGUCCUGCGGCCUGGCGGAACCGCCUGUCUGCUGGCUGCGGUCAAACGGCAGGUUCUGUGCUUUGAGAUCACGCGUGCUAAACCGCAUCACAAGAAACUGUGGGAGGUGCAGGCUCCUGGCACGGUGCAGUGGUUGGGAAUAGUUUGUGAGCGCCUCUGCGUUGGUUAUCCUUCGGGCUUUGCGCUCCUCGCCCUUCAGGGCGAAUCGUCACCCAUUAGCCUGGUGAGCCCGUCUGAUCCGUCGCUAGCCUUCUUAGCCCAGCAACCUUUGGACGCCCUGCACGCGUUAGAGGUGGGCUCCAGCGAGUUCCUGCUCUGCUUCAGUCAGCUCGGCGUCUUCGUGGACGGUCAGGGUCGGCGUUCACGGACCCAGGAGCUGAUGUGGCCCGCGACCCCGCUCGCCUGCAGCUCUAAUUCCUCCCACCUGACGGCCUACAGUGAGUAUGGCGUGGAUGUCUUCGAUAUUCACACGGCAGAGUGGGUCCAGACCAUCUCCCUAUGCAAGAUCAGACCUCUGAACGUGGAAGGAACUCUCAACUUGAUGACUUCAGAAGCUUCUCGCCUCAUCUACUUCAGCAACGCGUCUUCAGAGGGAGACCUGACCAUUCCAGAGACGUCGGAGCACAGCAGGAAGUUAAUGGUUCGAACUCGCAGCAAGAGGAAGUUCCUCUUCAAGGUUCCUGAGGAAGAGCGACUUCAGCAGCGCAGGGAGAUGCUCAGAGAUCCUGAGUUGAGAUCCAAGAUGAUCUCAAAACCCACAAACUUCAACCACGUGGCUCACAUGGGACCAGGAGAUGGCAUGCAGGUUCUUAUGGACCUCCCCCUGGUUGGUGAUGUGGCCCCCCCAACUCCGUCUCCCUCCCCAUCCUCCACUUCCCGUCACACCCUCAUCUCCUCCCCCUCCCACUUUGAACACGUCUAUCACAUGACAUCGUCGUCAGCUGGCGUCUUCUUGCUGAAAGACUCCGCCUCCUCCUCCCAGCAAAGCCUCCUGCAGCCCUCCUCCUCCUCUUCCUCUCCCUCCAUCUCCUCUUUGGGAAGGGGUGUGAUGUCUUCCUCCCAAGAGGAUGCCAUCAAAGACAAGCCCCGCCCACUGUCCAGUAUCUCUCGGCAGCAAAGGAGCAAGACGUACAUGACCCGUACAGCGUCAGAUUUUGGGGGAGGAGCUACGUCUCGCGGUGCUCUUGAAGUUGACCAGGACUUUGACCAAGAGCCGGACUCUCACUCCACCCCCUCCAACAGCUCCAACCCCAGCAGCCCCAAUUCUCCCCAUCGCAGUCAGCUGAAUUUGGACUCAGAACCUUGACAAACACACACACACACACACACACAACUGCAGGGGCGUGGUUUUCAAUUUUAAUACAAUUUUAUUGUGACGGUGUGAGUAAGCUUCCUGCUCUUUUAUUUUGGUUUUAAGUGUGUGCUGUUGCUAGGAAACACUUCCUUGGCUUAAAUAACUCAAGUUUGUAUUCAUUGAAAACAUUUCCUCUUCGACUUUUUGAGCAGGUGUUAGCUUGCAAACAGCUGUUGCUAACUUCCUGUCUGAAAACAAACACUGUAUUGAAGUUGCACAUUGUUGUAGGGAAAAAUAAUUGAUCGCGGAUCAGUGAUUAUCCUGCGUCCUGCCUUAACCUUUGACCUCAGGGGUCAGGUGGCGGGACUUCUGAACACUACUGCUUAAUUUUCUUUCUCCAGAUCAACCGUUAAAGGAAUCUUUGUAAUGAGAACAUGACAAAUAAAAGAAUCUACUGACAAGUACAAAGAAA